Messenger RNA from Gaeumannomyces tritici R3-111a-1, 1761 nucleotides. RefSeq names its product MFS transporter. Bases 1 to 1716 code for a protein of 571 amino acids. Lineage: Eukaryota; Fungi; Ascomycota; Sordariomycetes; Magnaporthales; Magnaporthaceae. The record is from RefSeq and is a predicted model, not a curated record. Gene Ontology annotation, biological process: transmembrane transport. Gene Ontology annotation, cellular component: membrane. The transcript has 9 exons. Gene Ontology annotation, molecular function: transmembrane transporter activity.
AUGGCGACUGUCCUCAGCAAGGGAGGAAGGGGAGACAAGGAGAUCAGCUCCGGCUACGGGUCGACCUCGUCUCUGAGCAACUCCCCUCCCCUCGGGGCUCCUCGAGAUGUGAAGAAGUUCUUUUGGCAGCGCAAAGCUGCCUUCGACCCGGACGCCAUCGCCACCCAGGCCAGCGUAUUCGACGACGGCGACACAGCGGACAAGUACCGACCAGGGGAGGAGUGGCAAGUGGCCUCAGCUCAGCCGGAAAACACGCACCGAUUCGACCCCCUUUUUCGAUGGACCUGGGCUGAGGAGGACAAGGUCGUGCGCAAAAUCGACGGAUACAUCAUGGUUUGGGCCUGUGUCAUGUUUAUGGCUUUGGAGCUUGACCGAGCCAACAUCAGCCAGGCGCUGGCCGACAACAUGCUCACCGACUUGCACCUCACAAGGGACGACUACAAUCUUGGCAACUCCAUCUUCAGGCUGAGCUUCCUUUGCGCCGAACUCCCCUCCCAGCUAGUCUCCAAGUGGAUGGGGCCUGACCGAUGGAUCCCAACCCAGAUGGCCAUCUGGAGCAUCGUCGCUUGCUCCCAAUUCUGGCUCUCGGGUCGAACUCCAUUUCUGGCAUGCCGAGCGUUGCUCGGUAUCCUCCAGGGGGGAUUUAUUCCAGAUGUCAUUUUAUAUCUGUCGUACUUUUACAAGCACCACGAGCUUUCCAUCCGUCUGGGUUGGUUCUGGACAGCGAUGAGCGGCGCCGAUAUUCUUUCAGCAUUGCUUGCAUAUGGCCUGCUGCGCAUGCGGGGCAUUGAAGGUCAUGCCGGCUGGCGCUGGCUGUUCCUGGUCGAGGGCCUCCUUACACUCAUUGUUGGACUUUUUGCGUUCCUCCUGAUGCCAGCCGGUCCCUGCCAAACCGCGAGCUGGUUCAGGGGCAAGAACGGUUGGUUUGACGAAAGGCAAGAGAAGAUCAUUGUCAACAGGGUUCUCCGCGAGGAUCCAAGCAAGAGUUCCAUGCACAAUAGAGAACCCAUCACUCCCAAGCUUCUCUGGCAGAGCUUGAAGGAUUACGAUUUGUGGCCGCUGUACCUCAUUGGGCUCACUUUCCAGCUCCCUAUGAUCCCACCUCAUCAGUACUUGACCCUUUCAUUGCGCAGUCUGGGCUUCGAUACGUUCCAAACGAACUUGCUCAGCAUACCCUACACCGUUGGGCACAUCAUCACCAUCCUCGGAAUCACCUACCUGGCCGAGAUCCGGGGAGAGCUCACCUUCACGGCAAUGAUGGGACAGAUAUGGGUGUUCCCAAUACUCGUUUACAUGGCCGUGACCGACUUGGGAUCUGUCAAUCGAUGGGCUGUUUGGGCUGUGACCACUGUCCUUCUCAGCUUUCCAAACGCACACCCGAUUCAGGUGGGCUGGAACUCGCGCAACUCAAACUCUGUCCGUCUGCGCACGGUCUCGGCCGCGUGCUAUAACAUGUUCGUGCAGGCCGGCGGCGUCGUGGGUGCGCAGAUCUACCGCGCCGAGGACGGCCCGUUUUAUCCAAAGGGCAACAGGGUCCUGUUGGGGCUCGCGUGCAUGAACAUUGUGCUGUACGGCCUCGUCAAGCUCUACUACACGUGGAGGAACAAGUCCAAGGCGGCCAAGUGGGACGCCAUGACGCCAGAGCAGAGGCUGGACUACCUGGCCAACACCAAUGACGAGGGCAACAAGAGGUUGGAUUUCAGGUUCCAGCACUAGGCGCCGAGGCCCAGAUGGGCUGUUAGUUGCAUGAGGGUGGCCGGU